This is a messenger RNA of Aspergillus mulundensis, 1512 nucleotides long. RefSeq lists its product as uncharacterized. The transcript is spliced from 7 exons. The record is from RefSeq and is a predicted model, not a curated record. Gene Ontology annotation, biological process: transmembrane transport. The coding region runs from base 1 to 1512 and encodes 503 amino acids. Gene Ontology annotation, molecular function: transmembrane transporter activity. NCBI's taxonomy places the organism in Eukaryota, Fungi, Ascomycota, Eurotiomycetes, Eurotiales, Aspergillaceae. Gene Ontology annotation, cellular component: membrane.
AUGAGCCUCGAACUCCAAACUCAGGACAAGCCGUCCCCGGCGCGGUCCAUCGACGAUGAAACCAAACCCGGAGAAGUCGAGGCCAUUUUCCUGCCGGAUUGGUCUGAACAGGAGGAGCGUAAGGUCGUCAGACUGAUGGACUGCGUGCUCCUGCCCGUCCUCAUCGCGGCCAACUUCAUGGUGCAGAUCGACCGCGGCAAUCUGUCCAACAGCCUGACCUCGACAAUCACACAGGACCUGAACAUCUCAACGAACCAGGUCAAUGUCGCGUCCCAAAUCUUCCUUGUCGGGGUCGUCAUAUUCGAGCUCCCAUCGAACAUCCUCAUGCAAAUCUUCUCACCUCACCUCUGGCUCUCCGCCCAGAUCUUCAUAUGGGGAACCAUUGCCACCUUCGAGUCCUUCAUCAAAACCUACGGCAGCCUGCUGGCAACGCGCUUCCUUCUUGGUCUCUUCGAGGCCGGAUUUGAGCCAGGCGGCAUGUACCUGUUGACCAUGUGGUACAAACCUGACGAAUACGCUCUUCGCAUAGGGUACUACUACAUGGGAAAGCUCCUGGCGAGUGCAUUGUCGGGCCUGCUGGCUGCAGGAAUCCUCAAUCUUGCUGGUGUCGCCGGCUGGGUCGAAGGGCUGAUGACUAUCUUCGUCGCAUUCAUCUUCUUCCUGCUCCUCCCCCGCAACAUCCGAAACCCAAUUCCCGUCGUUAGCUUCAACCGGUGGAGCUACUUUACCAAGCGACAGCGGCAUAUACUGCUUGCGCGUCUGGGCAUGGGCCUUAAUCACACCAGCUCUGCUAGUGAAGGGGAAAGCACCGCGCAUCGCCGAGGAAAGGUCUCAUUGAAGGAGCUGUUAGAGACCUUCAAGAACAUCCGGCUGUGGUUCCAUGUUGUCAUUACGAUGCUCUCUGCUUGCGCCUUGCACGGCUUGACGCUAUACACGCCCACCAUGAUCAAGUCGUUCCAUUUCAGCACCAUUCACUCCAACGCGCUCACGUCUGUUGCUUACUUUGCGGCCAUUGUUAUGUGCGGGGCGUUGACUUGGUUAAGCGACCGAACCCAGCAAAGAGGCCUCGUCACACUGCUGUCCGUCUCCUGGUCUUUGAUUACCUGGGGUUGUCUGAUGACAGUUGCCGGUUUGUCGAACAAAUGGCACAAAUAUGUCAUCCUGAUUCUCGCCAACUUGUGCGGUGUGACCACCCAUGUCCUCAACACGUCCUGGCUCCUGAGCCAUACAAAGUCCGACCAGGAGCGCGGAAUCUCCAGCGCUGUGAUGACAAUCGCAGUCAAUCUGGGUGGUCUUUCCGGCGGCCAGAUAUACCGGGAGGAAUAUGCGCCCACGUACCACCAUAGCAUUCAGACCAUGACUAUUGUCGGGGCUGCUGCUUGGGUCGUUACGGUUGCGCUGAUCCUGCUGUACUACUUUACUGAUCGGGAGCGGUGCACUGGGGUCGAGAGACACAAUUUGCGUGUUGAUCUGGACACUCGAGAAGGAGAGACGGCGGCCAAGUCAUCCUGA